Messenger RNA from Misgurnus anguillicaudatus (oriental weatherfish), 2614 nucleotides. RefSeq names its product inhibin beta B chain. Gene Ontology annotation, molecular function: cytokine activity; hormone activity; growth factor activity. Gene Ontology annotation, cellular component: extracellular region. Lineage: Eukaryota; Metazoa; Chordata; Actinopteri; Cypriniformes; Cobitidae. The record is from RefSeq and is a predicted model, not a curated record.
ACGGGUACACGUGCAUCCACCUAGCGUGCAACUUACCUACGCGUCCGCGUCUUCCCUCCCCUCGCGCGUGUGUAAGAGAAAGAGUGCGAGUGGAUCAUUGGUGCGUGUCACAACUUUUGAUGGAUUAGCCCACAUUUAAGUCCUCAGGUGCGGCUCACUUUACUCAGUGAACUGAAAAGUGCACAUCUCUACGAACCGUCUUUUGCAUCUUGUGAAAGCUGCGUGGAAACGCAAAGACAUCAUGCGCUCUCCUUCAUUUUCGUGGGUGUCCCUAUGUUCCGGAGGGGGCCACAUCGGGUUGGUCUCUGCGCUCGUAUCCGCGCUGGUGAUGCUGGCGGCUGCAGCAUCCACAGGUUGUCCCUCGUGCGCUCUGCCGGCGAUGGAAAAGCGCGCGGAGGAGAGAUACUUGAUCGAGAUCGCCAAACAACAGAUCCUGAACAAACUUAAUCUGCGCGAGAGACCCAAUAUCACGCAACCUGUGCCGCGCGCCGCGCUCAUGACGGCGCUGCGCAAGUUACACGCGGGGCGCGUGAGGCAGGACGGAACUCUCGAACUGGACAAUAAUUUUAACCCGCUCGUGGCUAACCAGGCGUACGAGAUAGUCAGUUUUGCUGAUGUGGAGGAUGAAGUCUCCCCUGGUUUCAGCAACCAUCUUUCGUUCCAGUUCCUUCAGGAGAAAGGUCACAGUGUGCAAGUCCUCCAGUCGUCCCUGUGGCUGUACGUGCAGCCGGCCGAGGGUUCGCACAACGGCGGGCACGUGACGGCCGAAAUCCACAUGUCGGGGAUUGGCGAUGGCAAUCGCACGCUGCUGGUUCAAAGGAGCCUGGAGGCCGAGCGGGGUGGGUGGCACACCUUCCCUGUUACCGGCGCCCUGCAGUCCUUUCUGGACGGGGACCAGCGGAGUCUCCGCCUGGAGGUGCAGUGCGAGAAGGAAGGACGCAACCUGUGCGGCCACGACGCCUCCGCAGACUCUUCCCAUCAGCCGUUUCUAGUCGCCCAAGUGCGGUUGCGUGACGACGGCUCCAGACACGCCCUGAGCAAACGUUCGCUGAAGUGUGGCGAGGACCCCAGCGUGUGCUGUAAGAAAGACUUCUACAUCAAGUUCCGUGACAUCCAAUGGCAGGACUGGAUCAUCGCGCCAGAGGGCUACCACAUGAAUUACUGCAUGGGUCAGUGUCCCCAGCACAUCUCCGGCUCACCCGGCAUCGCCUCGUCCUUCCACGCCACCGUCUUCAGCCAGCUGAAGGCCAACGGCAUCCACACGGCAGUCUCGUCCUGCUGCGUGCCCAUCCAGAGACGACCGCUCUCCAUGGUCUACUUCAACUCUCAGCAUAUCAUUGUUAAGACCGAUGUCCCGGACAUGAUCGUAGAGUCCUGCGGGUGCACAUAAAGAACAAUCAUGAGAUCUGUAGUGUGUUGCAAUAAUGUUUUUGUACAAUUGUGAUAAUAUCACUCAUAUUAAAUUUUGCCAUUUCUUCAGAACUCUCUCACAGGUGAUGUCAGAAUUUUGGACCCAGAGUAUUUGUACGUAAAUGACCAUCAUCAGGACUUUUGUAGGCUUCUCAGGUUUUCUUGCUGGUAAAUGUUGAAAUGCUCAGGGAAUUCAAAGCCACUGUAAAAUCCAUAACGUGACACACUGUACUGAAUAAUGUCAUCUGUGCCGAGGCCACUGAUCUGAACUCAGCCGGGUUACCCAACGCCACAGGUAAACAUUUAGUUAUUGCCACACGCCCUGGCAAAGGUCUGCUGGCACAUCAGAAUCACAUCAAUGUUUUAAGCUUAAAGAAAUCAGACCAGACAGAAAAAUGAUAUUUCCUUCCUUAUAGUUCUCAAAGCUUUUUGACUUUUGUUUACGCUAAGCACUUGCAAAUGCAAUACAUGUGAGUAUACUGACUUUUAAAAGCCAUUUAUUCAUUUGAGAGAGAUGACUUUUUUAAUAAUAAAUAAUAUUAAUAAUAAUAACAACUUAUAUUUAUUGAGCAUCUUUCCAUAAGCUCAAGGUGUCUAUACAGGUAAUGUACAAUAAUCUACACUGUACAAGGUACAAAUGUAUUUUUGUAGCAUUUCACCAUGUAGAUUUGGUCUUAUAUUGUUUCUCAUUGUUUUAAGCACUUCCUGUAGGCAUGCCUUUAAUAACCGACAACAGUUUCAAGUUGCUUUAUUUUGCAUGUUUAGGCUUCAUCAUUUUUUCCUGCGUGUUUACACUUUAAGCAUCACAGAACAUUUUUUUCUUGUGCUUUUUUCUUUAUUUUGAAACUUUAAGACUAAAACUUUCUCUUUCCAUCACAUGACAGUCAUUUAUCUGCAUCUGCACUUUACUUGUUUGAUAUUAAAAGUGUCUUUUUUUCAUUUAAUCAAAUCCAUUCUACAUUUUUGUGUGGAUUUGUUUUAUGUAGGUGUUAUACAGUAAUGUUCACAGUGUUAAUACUGCGACGAACAUGAAAGCGUUUCACAGGAGUAUCUGCUCACACUGAGUGUAAUUUCUAUAAUUUUAUACUAAAGAAUUAUUUUCUUACAUGUGCGAUGGCUCAGAAAUCUGUACUGUACUAAACAUUGUAAUUUUGCUGACAAUGUGUAAUUUUCUAAAAAAAAUAAAAUUGAAAAAUAAACGUUU